GAGAAAGCAAGAGACCCAGUCCUGGGAAAGUCCUGCCGGCUAUACAGACAAUUAUAAAAAUGUGUUCCCCAGGGUCAGUGUUCCAACCGCCUCACCCUCGGCAUCCAGCUGCUCCUCUCAGAGCCGGUCCAGCAUGUGUCAGUCACGCUACCUCCUCUUUUUGGCCACCCUCGUCCUCUUAAACCACCUCAGUUUGGCCAGGGUCAUUCCCGUCUCUGGACCUGCCAAGUGUCUUAGCCAGUCCCAAAACCUGCUGAAGACCACGGUCGACAUGGUGAAUACGGCCAGAGAAAAACUGAAACAUUAUUCCUGCACUGCUGAAGACAUCGAUCAUGAAGACAUCACACGGGACCAAACCAGCACACUGGAGGCCUGUUUACCACUGGAACUACACAAGAAUGAGAGUUGCCUUGCUUCUAGAGAGACUUCUUCCAUAAUAAGAGGGAGCUGCCUGCCCCCACAGAAGACUUCUCUGAUGAUGACCCUGUGCCUUGGUAGCAUCUAUGAGGACCUGAAGAUGUACCAGACAGAGUUCCAGGCCAUAGAUGCUGCACUUCAGAAUCUCAACCAUCAGCAGAUCAUUCUGGACAAAAGCAUGCUGAUAGCUAUUGAUGAGCUGAUGCGGUCUCUGAAUCAGAACGGCGAGACUCUGCACCAGAGGCCUCCAGUGGCAGGCGCAGAUCCUUACAGAGUGAAAAUGAAGCUCUGCAUCCUGCUGCAUGCUUUCAGCACCCGCGUCAUGACUAUCAACAGGGUGAUGAGCUAUCUGAGCUCCUCCUGAGAGGCUCUCCGCCCCCCCCACCCCCCAUGGCGCCCUCUCCACGAAAAUAGGAACCACAGAAAGGUCAAUGAGAGGCGGGUCAGUAAGAGGAGCUCUUGGCCUGGUUGACCUUCUGCUCCCUCAGGAAUCUCUUCUCCUGUCACGUUCGUUCUUUCCCCCAAAGGUGGCACAGCUGCCUCAGCAUGGUCCCCUCCAUCACUUCUCUCAUAUUUAUGAUACAAGUUGUUUGUUAAGUUUUCAUCAAAAUAUUGUUAAGGGGAGAAUACGUUUUCCCCCAAUGCAUCAGCAGAAGAGCAAGAACUGAUAAGCUAUUAUUUUUGUGCCAAAGUGUUUAUGAAAACACUCAGUCACCCCUUAUUUAAAGAUAUUUAUUGUUAUAUUUUAUGCUCAUAAAAGUAUAUGAGUCUAUUUAUAUUUAUUUAUUUUCUAUUUAUUGUAAUAUUUCUUAUCAGGUGAAUUUGAAACAUUUUGAAAUAUAUCUUAUUUUGUGACUCUAAUAAAGUAAUUUAAG
Molecule: messenger RNA, 1292 nt
Organism: Apodemus sylvaticus (European woodmouse)
Lineage: Eukaryota; Metazoa; Chordata; Mammalia; Rodentia; Muridae
Gene: Il12a
Product: interleukin 12A
Exons: 7
Coding region: 134-781 (215 amino acids)
Biological process (GO): immune response
Cellular component (GO): extracellular region
Molecular function (GO): interleukin-12 receptor binding; growth factor activity
Source: RefSeq, a predicted model, not a curated record